Molecule: messenger RNA, 873 nt
Organism: Acaulospora morrowiae
Lineage: Eukaryota; Fungi; Glomeromycota; Glomeromycetes; Diversisporales; Acaulosporaceae
Source: the annotation of a GenBank genome assembly
AUGGCAAUAUUUAACGCCGAACCAUUAUCAAAUCAAUCCUGGCAAUGCCAUCCAAUGCAAUAUCCAUAUAAGCGAUCAUUGAGCGCUUUUGAGAGUUCGGUUUUGACAAACCCAAUUUCGAUCACGCCGUCUAGUUCAAUCAAGGUAAUAUGGAAAACAUCGACGACAGGUCUUAAUUCAGGGUUCUUCAAUCUUGAUUUUGUAAUUUCGAGUUCUACUUCCGCACUUUCAACCUCCGCACCUUUAUAUACUAUUUACAAUACUCGAUAUGGUUCCAAUUCCUCUGGCAAUGUUACUAAGGUCCCUAAUAAAACAUUCCAAAAAUUUAUUACUACUACAUCGCAUUCGGCUUCAAUCACAAGCUCAGACAAUGUUUCCGCAUCCACUAUUGGUUUAAUUCUUAAUUCAACUUCCAAAAUUACCAUCCCUUCCUCUUCCAAAACUACUGUCCUUUCCGAUGUUCCUUCUCCCCCUUCUAAAACCGUUGUUCCUUCUAAAACCAUUUUAACUUCUUCUAAAACCGUUUCCCCUUCAUUAGUUACCAGUCAAACUCACACUGCAACUUAUAAAACCAUCUCUCAUUUCUCGGUUCUCUCUUCAGCUCAAAAAAUAUCAAACACAAAAUCUACUCCAACAAAGUCUAUCUCUACAAUUCAAACACACACUCCAAUAAUAAUAUCUCACAUAUCCAUCCAAUUUAACCAAAUAUGUACAUUGAGAUUAAUGGAUAUAUUAUUGGGAUGGUUUAAUCCUUUAUUCUUCUUUCUGCUAAGCUGGAUUGUAAUAUUGGAUUUGGAUGAGUAUUGUAUUGGAAGUUUUUAUGGACUAUAUGAUAGAGCUAGGAAUAUGAGGCGUGGGUACAUGAUGGUAUAA